AUGGCAAACUUCAAGGGUCAUGCACUUCCAGGGACCUUCUUCCUCCUCUUUGGGCUCUGGUGGUCUGUGAAAUACCCACUGAGGUACCUGAGCCAGAAAGCAGCCAAGAAAUCCCACAAGAUUUAUGUUUUCCAGCGUGUGGAUGCCAUUGAAGGGAGCAUCAAAAUCAUCUUUGCUCUGAUAGGGAUGUUGGCCGAGCAGUUUGUCCCGGAUGGGCCCCACCUGUACCUGUACACGGGGGAGAGCCGUGCCUGGGUGAAGCUGAUGAACUGGCAGCACAGCACCAUGUACCUGUUCUUCGGGCUGGCGGGGGUGCUGGAGGUGCUGAGCUGCCUGUGCCCCGGCGCGGCGCCGCGGGGGCUGGAGCGCCUGGCGCUGGCCCUGGCCCUGCUCGUGGAAGGUUGUCUCUUUUAUUACCACGUCCUUCACCGCCCCAUGCUGGACCAGCACAUCCACACCCUGCUGCUCAUUGCCAUCUUCUCAGGGGCCUGCAGCACCCUCCUGGAGGUUUUCCUCUGGGACAACAUUGUCCUGGAAUUGUUCCGAGCCGGGGUCACCAUCCUCCAGGGAACGUGGUUUUGGCAGAUCGGGAUCGUGCUGUUCCAGCCGUGGGGAGGUCCCAUGUGGGAUGAGGAGGAUCACAGCAACAUCAUGUUCCUCACCAUGUGCUUCUUCUGGCACUGGGCUGCUGCCGUGGUCAUCCUGGCUAUAAACUACACCCUGGCUUACUGCUGUGCCCAGCGGUGCCGGCGGGACGGGCAGCGCUACAUCGGGCUGGGCGUGCGGCGCGACGGGGACACAUCCCAGGCUGCCUUCCUGCCCGGCUCCGACGAGGAGUGA
Chaetura pelagica (chimney swift) is the source of this 840-nucleotide messenger RNA. Its product is annotated as transmembrane protein 45B-like. Bases 1 to 840 code for a protein of 279 amino acids. The transcript has 5 exons. Lineage: Eukaryota; Metazoa; Chordata; Aves; Apodiformes; Apodidae. The record is from RefSeq and is a predicted model, not a curated record.